Molecule: messenger RNA, 1272 nt
Organism: Strongylocentrotus purpuratus (purple sea urchin)
Lineage: Eukaryota; Metazoa; Echinodermata; Echinoidea; Camarodonta; Strongylocentrotidae
Product: MIT domain-containing protein 1
Exons: 7
Coding region: 111-842 (243 amino acids)
Biological process (GO): midbody abscission
Cellular component (GO): midbody
Source: RefSeq, a predicted model, not a curated record
UCUUGCUCGAAUUUUGGCUUGACGAGAUUUAAUUUAGGAAAUGGGACAUUUUGCAUAGCUUCAGCUUUCUGUACUUCCGGCUGCAUUGACAUUGUACAGAACAAUGAAAGAUGAGUUCAGCUCUGAGUGGAGUAGAAGCUUCUGCCAUAGGUCUCCUCAAGAGGGCGGUAGAGCAGGAUGGUAAAGGCAAGGCACAAGAAGCGUUAGUCUGCUAUAAAGAAGGAAUUAAACUUCUUAUGGAAGUCAUGAGAGAGACGACAGACCAGAUCAGGAAGCAGGCUUUUAGACAGAAAAUUGAGCAGUAUAUGGAGAGAGCUGAAAAGCUUAAAAACCAUGUAGAUUCUCAGAUUGAAGCUGGCAAAUAUCACCAGGCGAUUCAGAUCACCAAUGAUUCAACUGGUCACAGCUAUCGUUCCAUGUUUACACCUUAUCUUGAUGAAUUGGUUACUGAGGUUCACAUUGAAGAUCCUUACAUCCGCAGCAAUCAUCAGAUAUAUAACCUUCUCAGAUUCUGUGAACUUCUUGUAAUGUCUGUCGCACCUGUCAAAAGGAUCCAUCUGUUAACAGGCAGAGAUGAGAACGUACAUCUACAGCACAAUAAGCUUGGUGAGUUGCAAAGAAGUCUUGCUGAGCAUAGUGUAGAGAUGAUAGUCUCAUAUUCAGACACACUUCAUGAUAGAGUGGUCAGGUUUAAUAAUGGUUGGAUCAUCAAGAUUGGACGAGGUUUAGAUUAUUUCAAGAGGACCGGUCAGUAUAGCAUCGGAUUCUGUGAUAUGGAUCUAAGACGAUGUCAUGAAACUACAGUAGAUGUCUUCCAUAGCAAGCAUACAAAAGACGGAUGACAUAAGGGGAGGCCUCAUCAGAAGCAGAGCUGUCCUUCCUGAGGGCCCUGCAAUUGCCAGGUACCCAUAUACACCAGGAUGGAGAGUGGUAAAUGUGGAUUAUGUCUUGCCAAAAGACGUCGGUGCCGGGCUGAGAUUCGAACCCUCAACCCUUAUGACCCGGUCACAUAUAGACGACGCACUUACCGGUGCAUUGAAAAUCUGAAAAAAGUUGUGAGCCUGACUUUUGUCAGGAUUUGGGAGAACCUAGCGAGCUGACACUGAAUGCAUAGCGUGUUGCUAGCGCGCUUCGCGUAUACAGGGCGUGUGCUCUGUGUAUGUCCGGCGUUGGUCUAUCGCUGAUCUAGCGUGCUCCGCGCAUGUCUGGCGUCCUUUUGGUGUUUACAUUCAUGCGUAAAAUCCCGACGCACACAGCGAAUGACGACAAAUG